ACAUUCGUCGUGCCAAAGUUUCUAGCGGUUUAGAGUUUUAAAGCGGUUUCCUUUGAAUUUUCUCACUCAUCGGCGCAAACACUCUUCUAUGAACUUCGGAUUGAUCUGAAACUAGUUCUAAUCAAGCUGUGAAUUUCUUGCUGUUUUCCUCACCGAUGGAAGAAGAAGCGGCGGUUUGGAAAUCGGCCGAGUCGAACUCGAUGGUAUCGGCGACACUGGGUCGAGUCAUGACCACUCUUCUUGCUGCUCGCCCCAAGAAGCUCCAGGACGCCAUUUCUCGGCUCGAUUCGGCUCCCAAACCAUCCUCCUCAUCAAUCGUUUCUGUGGAAGAGUCACUGAGAAUUAUAUAUACGCACGUUAAAGAUGCAGCUCAGAGGGAGGAGUCAUUGGACGAGAUACUCAUUCCCUUGACUGAACAUUCGCUAGCAAACAAAGAUUCAAAACGUGGUAGCCAAGGAAUGAUACUUCUGAAUUGGCUUUUUCGAGAUGAAAUUCUUUUUGAAGCUCUUGCAACCAAUCUUACUGGCAUCAUAAAGAGAAAGGACGACCGUUUUAUUUCUCUCGGCUGGUGUAUACUUGUACGUGGUCUUGUAGAGUAUGAGGUUACCAUGAAACAAUUUAUAAACAACGGAAUAAGACAGAAGUAUUGUUCAAUGCUGAAGCUUUUUUCUUCAUGUAUCACACAUCUUGUGUCUAUUGUUUGCAAUGGAAGCACAAUGCAGGGGGAGUUUGAAUUGCCAACUCGUCUUUCAGUUGCUGCUGCUGAUUGCAUGUUAUCCCUCACCCUACCACUGUCAAAAAAAGAUCUAGAUUCCGACGGUUCAGGUUUAAGUGACAACAAAGUGAAACCAACUAGUAAAUUACUUGAAGUCUCGAACAACAUGGAGAUGAAGAUGUUACUUUGGGAUCAUUUAGAUGAACUUAUUAUUCUUGUGGAGAGACUCCUUGCUUGGAACAGAAAAAGCCGGUCUUUACAUGCGAAAGGAUUGGAGAGAGUACUUAAGUGGUUGCAGGGAAUAAAAGGGCACUAUGUGCAUGUUAGCAAUGAGGCUGGCUCACAAGCGCUCAAGACUGUAGUUCUGCUUCUCUGUUCCUGUUGGAAGCAUUACGGAAUGUUGAUGCACUUGGAAGACUACAAGCUUUCUCAGCAUUAUAAAGAGCUGGUGGACCAAUACCUGUCUGGGAUUCAGUUUUAUGCAGAAUACACCAAAGAGCAUGCUGAGAAUAUAGACAAUGGGAUAGAGACUAUAAAGUUUUUCCUAAACUGUCUAUCCCUUUUGUUGGGGCAUUUUGAUGGCAAGCAAUUUGAGAAUGCAAUUUCUGAAUAUGGGUUGCAGAUAUCUCGUGUUCUUAUAAAGCAGCUUCACAGCCCAGAUGAGGAUGUGAUUGAUGGUGCUGUUUGCAUCUUAAAGGCAGUAAUCUUCAGGACCAAUUGUUCGUUGUCUCGAAACAUCCCCACUGACACUAGAGAGAUGGAUGCUCUACUACCAUUACUGCUACACCUUUUAGAUGAACGCGAUGGCACAAGCAGGGCUGUUGUUGCCCUUAUUGCUGAAUACUGCUCCGUAAGCACAGAUGAACGCUGCCUCCAGGAAGUUCUAAAGCGCCUUGCUUUUGGAGAGGUCUUACAGAGGAGGAAUGCUAUUGAUGUUAUUUCAGAAAUUUUUCACAUAUCACCCAAUCCCGUGAAUAUUUAUUGCAGACAAGAUGUGGCUAACCACUUAUUGGAGUGCCUUGGAGAUGAGGAUUUGGUAAUUCGAGAACAGGCAUCAAAUUUGAUCCAAAUGAUGGAACCUUCUCUGGUUUUGCCUGCAUUAGUUGGUCUUGUUUAUUCAUCAGAUGAAGCAGUACAAUCUUCUGCUAGAGAUACAUGUCUUUUUGUGCUCAAGUAUAAUAACAAAAAUUAUGAAGUUCUAUCCAUCCUGGUCGAUUGUCUUAGCAAGCUUUGCCAAAUUCCAGAUCUUCCAGAAGCUUCAGGAAAUAAGGUGAAAGGUGGUCGGAACUUGGAUGCUGAUAGAGUGCUCAAACUUAUUCCGCAGUGGUCAAAAAGUGUUGAAGACUGGAACUUGUUAAUUGAGCCAUUGAUUGACAAGAUGUUUUCCGAGCCAUCAAAUGUAAUUAUGGUCAGGUUGCUAAGUUAUAUAAGUGAACAAUUAGCCGAUACUGCAGACAUAGUCUUUCAGCGUCUUCUAUUUCAUAUAAAACAACAGAAUGGAUUGGACACUCAAAGCUAUGAAAUUGAUAAUACUGCAAAAUUGGAGCAUUCUCCGUUUAAUCGUCUUUGUCCAUUACUUAUCGUGAAGCUGCUUCCACUAAGAGUUUUCAAUGAUAUUAAUUCUCCACUUAAUUAUGGUGAAUUUCGCAACCAAGGUAAGGGAUAUCUCAACAUUAAGGAUGCAGAGUACGAGUGUGUUGCUGGAACCCUUCUAAAUAGGGCAUUCAACAAAUUUGAAUUUGAGGAUGUUCGGAAACUUGCUGCUGAGCUCUGUGGGCGGAUUCACCCCCUGGUGCUAUUUCCAGUUAUUGCCUCACAGUUGGAAAGAGCCACAAACGCUCAAGAUGUGCUGAAGAUAAAAGCUUGUUUGUUUUCACUUUGUACAUCUCUUGUGGUUAGGGGCAAGGAUUCAAUUUUACAUCCUGCUUUGCUCAAAAUUAGGAACACUAUAGAAACUGUGUUGCUGUGGCCUUCACUUGAUGGAGAUGAAGUUUCCAAGGCCCAACAUGGAUGCAUUGAUUGUCUAGCACUGAUUAUAUGUACUGAACUGCACACUCCGGAAUCAUUCAAGGACUUAACCGCAAAGAAAACAAGCCUUGUUGGAAUAAACAGUCUAAAGGAUGCUGCAAUGGGGAAUUCACUACUCAGUUAUGUGAUCCAUCAAUUAACAUGUGAAAAGCACGAGGUGGCUUCCUCUGCCAAAAUGCAAACUGAAGAUUGCAAACAUGACAAAUCAAAAUCUCAUUCAUUUCGUUUAUGCAUGGGUAAUGUCCUCAUCAGCGCUUGUCAAAAGAUCUCCGAUUCUGACAAGACACACUUUGCUCAGAAAAUACUUCCGCCUCUAAUUCAGUCUGUUGAGGUGAUAAUGGAAUCAGAUAUUAGAGCUGCGUGCGUCCAGGUUUUCUUUUCAGCUGUAUAUUAUCUCAAGUCUGCAGUUCUUCCUCACGCAUCUGAUCUUCUCACUGUCUCUCUGAAAUCUCUUAAAGAGGGAUCAGAAAAAGAAAAACUGGCUGGUGCCAAGCUAUUGGCAUCCCUGAUGGCGAGCGAAGAACCGGUUGUGGAGAGUAUCGCGACAGGAUUACUGGCGGCAAAAACAGUGCUUUCGAGCAUAUCCUCAUCAGAUCCUUCACCAGAAGUACGUCUUGUGUCCAAACAGUUGCUUACAUGCUUGACUUCUGUAUAGAUUAACCCAAAAGCAGAAACCUUCUUCAACUUCUGCACUUUUUGAUGUACUUUUCUGAAGUGUAUAUAGUGUUUCUCUGUUUUUUGCUGUAUAGAUAUGCAUCAAGUUGCUUACUUAAAGGUAGAUGUGAGUUGUGCUGAGUAUAAUGGGAAUCUGAAGUUGUUGAUUCCUUACUCUCUCUUCAAAUUUGCUUCUA
Messenger RNA from Diospyros lotus (date-plum), 3594 nucleotides. RefSeq lists its product as uncharacterized. Bases 156 to 3398 code for a protein of 1080 amino acids. NCBI's taxonomy places the organism in Eukaryota, Viridiplantae, Streptophyta, Magnoliopsida, Ericales, Ebenaceae. The transcript is spliced from 25 exons. The record is from RefSeq and is a predicted model, not a curated record.